Siniperca chuatsi (mandarin fish) is the source of this 6096-nucleotide messenger RNA. RefSeq names its product INO80 complex subunit D (gene ino80da). Gene Ontology annotation, cellular component: nucleus. Lineage: Eukaryota; Metazoa; Chordata; Actinopteri; Centrarchiformes; Sinipercidae. The transcript has 10 exons. Bases 482 to 3490 code for a protein of 1002 amino acids. The record is from RefSeq and is a predicted model, not a curated record.
CCUCUCAGUUAAUGUGAUUUAACUCAAUUGCUUUAAAUGUGAAAAAUGCAAACCGCACUGUCCUUCACACAAACUGUAAUUUCUUUCAUAAAGAGAUUUACAUGACACUUCUACAUUGUAGGGGUGUUUAACAAAGUUCAAUUUCCAAUAUGGUAGGAGAGGUUGUUGUUGUUGAACGGAUUGUUGUCAUGUCCCCGCAGUGCCUGUAGUGGUGCUGUGAGGAGUCUGCUGUGGAUCCAACAAAAAUCCUCAGCAGCCUACCUACUGCUUGUAAUUUGCUGUGGAUAGCCUAUAUUUACAUGCAUCCUUAUUUCAAGAUAUACCGAGCUCGAUGAAGAUAACUGUUACUAUCCUGUCUCGAAUAUCGAUGUACAAAUAGCCUAGCUGAUUCUAAUAGACAUUUCGGCCGUCUAUCUGGAGCGAAUACCUUACACAGCCCAUACCAAUUCAAGCUGAUGUUGUCAAGAACAAGAGUCACGUGAUGUAUGAAGGCAAACACAUACACUUCUCAGAGGUGGACAAUAAGCCGUUGUGCUCGUACAGCCCAAAGCUCUGCAAGCAGCGCAGACUAAAUGGCUAUGCUUUCUGUAUCCGGCACGUUUUGGAGGAUAAGACGGCCCCCUUCAAGCAAUGUGAAUAUGUGGCCAAGUACAACAGCCAGCGAUGUACCAACCCCAUCCCCAAGUCUGAAGACCGCAGAUACUGUAACAGCCACCUGCAGGUUCUGGGCUUUAUCCCCAAGAAGGAACGGAAAAAGAAACAUGAUGCUUUGGAGGAAAUGCGCUCACGGGCUCACCUGGAGUCAGUGGCUCUCAACAUAACUGUGCCCUCUCUAGCUCUGAAAGCUCCCAAUGGUCUAGAUGAACUUCCACCAUCUCCCCCAUGUACACGCCUGUUACCCCUCCCUGAUGGGGAACUCCUGGACCCUUUUGCCUUUUAUGAGGAUGACACAGAUGGGGAGGAGGUGGGUACUCCUCGGAAGGGCAACGCCAUCAAGAAGAAACUACAGAGUCGGCUGGUGCUCAACCAGAAACUCUGCCAUGAUACAGACAUCUUCCAGCCACCUCCUGAGCACUUUAAUCCCUCCCCCAUCGCCCGUGUCCACCCCUCCUCGCCGCUCAAUACUCAUCUCCCACGGCAGCAGUCAGGUCUUCUCCAGCCGCCCCAGCACUCCAGCGUGACUUCCUUCAUCUUCCCAGGACAGCAGCAGGGUUUAUUAUGCAAUCCAUCACCACCUCAGACAGUCAACUUUCUGCCUCCAGGGAUGCCCGCUAAUGCAGCACCCAGUCCAGUGCAACCUUCUGGGCCAUCACUCAGCAGGAAAAUGCCUUUCACUGCUACUCACUUGCCUGUCAGUUGCAAGGAAAGUGGCAGUAACAAUCAGCGGCAUGUGGUUGUCAUGCGCCCCGCUGCCUUCUCACCUUCUGUCAGCUGCCUGGCCAGGUUGCAACAUCUGGUCCAGCUCUGUGCCAAGAGACACCGGGAGCAUGGUGACCUCUUUCCUCACCUAGGAUUGGACUGGUCAGAAGACAGUGCUGAUGAUGAUGAUGAUGAAGAGGAGGCAGAGACAUUUGUUCCUUUCCAGAGUUCUUGGAGACCACAGAAUGGGCUGGAAGACGACAGUGGUUCCUCACGCAGAACACGGCUACUUAGGCUUUGCUCGUACCUCCAGGAGAAAUACAAGCACAUGUGCAGGGAAGAGAGGGCGAGUAUCCGCCAGAAGAGAUACCGCUAUGCCUUCCGCAAAGCCUUGCUGCACGCUGCCAGUAACAGCCCAGACUGUGCUGGGCAGCUGAUCCAGGAGUUUCGUGGUGCCUCUCGAAGCUCCUCAAGUGUGGCUCCAGCAAGGCAGCGGAACACAGAUACAGUGACCUGCACUGGCAGCACAAAGGGCCAGGCCUGCAACAACAGGGCUCUGCCCUUCACUCGACACUGCUUUCAGCACAUUCUGUUGAAUCGUUCCCAGCAGCUCUUUGCUAGUUGCACAGCCAAAUUUGCAGAUGGUCAGCAGUGCUCCAUCCCUGUGUUUGAUAUCACGCACCAGACACCACUCUGUGAAGAGCAUGCCAAAAAAAUGGAUAACUUCCUGCGAGGGGAUGGUAACAGACGAGUGCAGCACCAGCAGCAGCAACAACGUAAGCCACGUAAAAAGACCAAACCACCGGCGCUCACCAAAAAACACAAGAAGAAAAGGAGGAGAGGGCCGCGGAGGCCUCAGAAACCCAUCCCUCCAGCGUUGCCACAGGGGAACCUGGGAAUGCCUUCUACAAGCCUAGCAAUGCCCUCACAGGCCAGCAUCAGGAGCCCUUCAACUCCAGACCUGAGUACAGAGGAGCUUCCUGACGACAUCACCAAUGAAAUGGCAGACAUUCCAAAUGACCUUGAGCUAAACCAGGAGGAUUUCUCCGACGUGUUACCCAGACUACCUGAUGACCUGCAGGACUUUGACUUGUUUGAAGGUAAGAAUGGGGAGUUAUUGCCCACCACGGAGGAGGCUGAGGAGCUGGUGCGUGCACUGCAGGCUAUGGGGUCCUAUCCAGACUCUUUGGUGUGCCUGACCUCCAUGGGAGACCUGGCCCCCUCUGAAGGAGUGGACCACCGAGCUAUGACUGUGUUCCCUGGUACGGUCCAGCCAGGGGGCAUGGGGGACCUGCUCAACAGCCGCAUCCCUACAGAGAACUUCACCAGCCUCGAGCUGGAGGACAAUCUACUGCAGUCCACUGGGGGUCACUUUCCCCCCUCACCGCCAUCUCAGCCCGCUAACCAGCCCCCGACGUCGUGCUCCAACCUGACCUCAUCUUCUUCUACCGUAGCCCCCUCCACCACCUCCCUGCUCACUCAGACCUCCAUAACAGAGCGAACGUUUUCCCGGACCCACACAUCCCAUGUCCUGGCCAAGCCGGAAGCACCCACAUCAUCUCCCCAAGGCAGCCACUACAGCAGUGAGCACGUGCCAUCCCCAUACAGUGACCACAUAUCUUCUCCCCAUGCCAGCUCCUUCCAGACAGACACCCCUAUGCUGUUGGAAGUCCCUCUCAGCGGGGUACCAGGACCCCCACGCUCAUCAUGGAACAAUCUCCCUCUCCCCCUCACCGACCCCACACAGUUUGGCAAUCUCAUAGGUUCAGAAAGUCAUCUCAUAUCCACCUCCCUGUCCACUCCCCCGGCCACCACCCACUCUGUGACGCUGCAGCCCAUGGCUGCACUCUCAGCGAUGCCCCAGAGUGGCUUGACAGGUUUAACGACUCCCCCUGCCCCCUCAUCCUCCCUCCCAUCCUCUUCACAUGAUCUUCUGACCUCCACACAGCCCAAGCAACAGCUCCCUCAGUUCAGCGCGGCCUUUGGCCAUCAAUUGGCCUCCCACAGUGGCAUCCCGAAAGACGUGCAGCCGAGCCACAGCUCCACAGCGCCCCCCGCUGGCUUUUCCAUAGUUAGUGCCACCGCUGCAAGUGCCAACAGCGCUACACCACCCUUCGCCCAAAGUAAAUGAGAUCAGGCGGCCUGCAGCGGCUGCAUGAUGGCGUGUGGACUCACAGUCUCUUACAAUCCAGUCGACCAGCUUCUGAUUGACCACCCCUCUUCAUCUGCUAGAUGUGUGCAAUGUGGUAAUAGUGCACUAUUUGGUAAUGAAUUUGCACAACCUCAGAUUUUCCUCAAUAUUUUCUAUUCUUUUAUUCUGCAGCCAGACGGUCUCUGGGAUUUUAAGUCAGUGUGAGUCCACUAGUCUGAUGCCUUGUGGUUUUCGUCAGCAGGGGGUAACAGUCAGAUUUGGCGAUGAAAUAAACGGGUGAAAAUUGGCGGAAGGACCUUUAGCAGAGAGAUUGUGUCACAGUGCUCAGAAUUCAUUGACAUAGGAGGCUCAGUCAGUGGUCGCUUUGUUUGCUUUGCCAGUUAAAGUCCUGUCUUUAAAUGAUCAACUGUACCCUGCCUUGCUCAGAUGGCCAUUUGCAUUUUUAUUUCUCCACCUGUUUCAUACACUGCUUCUGUCACCCUCUGAAAAACAAGAGUACAGGUUGUGAUAUUUGUGACCCAUUAUGUUUCAAGCUAUUUAACUGUUAUCAUGAUAUAGAAUCUUACUGAGUCAGAUUUCACACUCAUAUGAAUUUACCAAAAUACUUUUAAACAGCUGUUUUUAUAUUGUGUAUACUGUAUAUGUGCUCAUUUAUUGGUUUGCUCAGACAUCAAAAUCUCUGACCUCACCAUUGGUUGUGGGACUCUGGGUGGCCUAGUAGACACUUGAAGGUAAAUAUAGUUUCUUAAAGCAAUAAACACAUUAACAUAACUCUAGCGUUGUAAGGUAUUUUAUUGGUCUCAUUACAUGUAGCUUCAGUUGCUGAAUCCAGGCUGGAUCAGGAAUAUAUUUUGGCCUCUAUAACUGUUGUAAACCUUUUAUUUUACAGCAGUUUCACUCAGAACGAGAGCCUAUAGAGACCAGAGAUCAGGUCAGCCUAACUUCUUCUCUCAGGUCAUACUGAGUGGAUUAGGCUAAUAAAUGAGUUUUAGUGUUAAUGAUAGGGGUGAUGAUGGCGUAAUCCAGGGACUUGAAGUGUCUACUCUCAAAGGUGCUCUCUGGUCCACAUAUACAAUGGUCAUUAGUGACUUUCAUGUCUCAUUAUAGGCAGUUUCAGGACUCCAAGGAAACCCACUAUAAGACGUCAAGGCCGGACUACCCAGAGAAGACGUAGGUAGGGAUUUAAAUGGUGUAAAUUGGUGUGUUGAGCACGUCUGAGGUAACGCAAAGUCUGUUUUACUCUAAAACUCUAAAAUGAUUUUAAGCUAAAUGAUGCAAACUUGGGGUCAAAUUUUAAUUUUAGAAAAUGAGAGCUCCUCCACUGUCAAUGACUCAUACAGCAGUACAACCAUGACUUUUGAUAUUAUAUUAGACAGAUUGUCAGGCAUUGUUGAGUAUUAGGUAUAUAGAGUAGCAGUCUCUAUCUUGGGGUUUGUUGGUGAAUUAUUGAGUAGCAAUGGAUUGAAAUUAUUUGCAAUGUAUUCAGUGGAACCUGUGUCUUGUAGAAUGAGUCUCUUGUUUUUAAUGGCUAUCAAAAUGGUUGUAAGUUCUCUAUUGAAGUUGGAGGGAUCAAUGUUUGUAUGCUGUGUAUACUGUCAUUUUGUUUUUAAUAAUAUUCUGAUGGAGAGUAUUUUUGAUAGCUAUUAAACUCCAGAAAGAAGUCUGAGGUUGCAUGGGGCAGCGACCUUGUGUGUGAAAGCAUUAUAAUAUCAAUAUUAGAUUAUGGUCACUGGCUUGAUUCUUGGUGAUAUGAAACAUAGGAAUAUCUGCAUCGCCAUUUCAUUUCAUUUUGUGGAGGAAAAAAAAAGAUCAACGUACAGUAUGUUGUUUUUCAACAUAGAUUUGCACAGGAGUGGAUGAGGCUGGUGGUAUUUCACGUGUCCCGUGUCUGUCUUGCCUUUUUUUUUUUUUUUUUUUUUUUUUUUUUUUUUUGCUUGGACGCUCAUUAAAUGAACAGCUGCCAUCAUUACCAGCUCUGAGCCUGCACCAGACCCCCAUUUCCAGCUGUGAGAAGGCCCAGUUCUGUCUCUCCCUUCCAAAGAGAAAACACAUUAUGAAGUGUAAACCCGUAGCUCCACCAGAGACGACUGGGCUUCUCAGCGACUGCAGUGUUUUCACUAAUAGUCAUAAACACAGUGACCCGAAAAGUAAAAGAAAAGAAAAAAAAAAUCAGGUUUGAUGAAAAAUGUUUUCAAGGCAUUACUGCUGUAUCCACAUAGCAUGAGAUUAGUCACUGCACCAGUUCACUCCCAAAAACCACAGUAGAACAAAAUUAACAGGGCUCGUACUGUAGGCACAUUUAACUGCUUGAAUUCAGAGAUGGCUGACAAAUUCCUAUACUCAUUGAAUGUACUGUAUUUCUGUUUUUAAAGAUAGGAUGAGCUAAUCUAGUCACCUUUUGUUAUUGGUCCUUGUUUAAUUUGUCUAAGGUAUUUUUUGUAUACAAAGGUUUACAUUUUUAUGUAUAUUUUUCUUGUGUACAAAUUAUGUAAUAUGUGUACAAACACUGUAUGUAAUAUCUGUAUAUAGUGUGAGAAAUUUGAUCUUUUGUUUUUGGAUGUAUAAAUAAAACUUGCUGUGCGGUA